This is a messenger RNA of Suillus fuscotomentosus, 660 nucleotides long. RefSeq lists its product as uncharacterized. The transcript has 5 exons. Lineage: Eukaryota; Fungi; Basidiomycota; Agaricomycetes; Boletales; Suillaceae. The coding region runs from base 1 to 660 and encodes 219 amino acids. The record is from RefSeq and is a predicted model, not a curated record.
AUGCGUUCGCAAGCCCAAGUGCAAAUUGAAAUGUGGCAGCCAUCGAGUUUGCUGCGUUCGCAAACGGCCCCACCCAUCGACACGUGGUGGUCGUCAUCGACAAUUACACUGGCAAUCGUUUGGGUUUGGUCUAGCUAUGCUAUGGAGCAUGCUCGUGCUAAACAUGCAGGACUGAAAGUUGUGAGCGUGCUAAAUGCGGACGACGUGUUGCCUGUGCACGAGUCCAAUCAAGAUGGGAAGGCUGUGAGACACAUCUACUUCAAGCGCCCCAGUCCCACACGUUCACAUGCUGAGUGCCUUGCUUUUCAACUGGUUGCCAAUGGCCACGUUGAGGUGGGACUCGGUUUACACAUUGAACCGGGCGUCCGCCGUGCACUGUUGGAAUCCUCUCGUUGGCUCGCUACCGGGAUGUUGUGCCUAACAAGUUAUAUGGCGGAGAAUGGAGCAGAGCAGGGAUCUACCAGGGUGAAGAACAAUCUUGACGGUGUAUUGCAACUUGAAAUUGGAGCAGUAGUAAGAGAAGUUCGGGGUGUUCCUGGAAACAGCGAAGACGAUGUGACCAACUUGCUCACGCUCCGGGUCCUGAAUGCUCCAAUUGAUGCCCAUUCCUGGCUUUGUGUACACUCCUGGCCAGCUGUCAGAGCCACCUGCCGAAGGUGA